Messenger RNA from Pocillopora meandrina, 826 nucleotides. Lineage: Eukaryota; Metazoa; Cnidaria; Anthozoa; Scleractinia; Pocilloporidae. The record is from the annotation of a GenBank genome assembly.
AUGCCCACUAAUUCUACGUUAUUGUAUCUCCAGUCCAAGGUUUACGCUCAUAUCGAGGCUAUCAAUAAAGGAAAAGUUUCCUAUCAGGCUGGACAAGGUUUGUUGAAAAGACUUUGCUUGCAAAAAGGACUGUGCGGAAGGUGUUCAAGAACUUGUAAAAUAUAAAAGGAACAAAGACCCUUGCGUAAUAAAUUUUGUUGUUGUCGCGUAACGUAUGCGAUCUAGUGACAUUCUUUGCCGAAAUAUCUUCGUCCGCAAUUAGUAGUUAUUGUAAAGUGUUACAUAAUGCGGUAGCAUGAGUGUUUCUUGGCUCUCGAGUUCCGUAGCGGUUUUGAAGGAUUUCGAGAUAAGUUUAGGUUUAGAUUCGAUCCGAAGGGUCUCAGUAGUAGUGUAGUGUAGUAGUUUGGUGUUUCGUCCAACCAAGGUUGUUCUAUUCGUUUCCUAUUGCUUUAACAACUUUCUCAAUCUUACUAAUUUUCGCCUCGAAAAUUGCCUUACAGUGAUGAAAGACUGGACUUUGGCAAAUGCUUUCAGCCAGCAAUCGGGUGGCAUGAGAUACAGAAAUGGACAACUGUGUGUUCCUACCGCUGGACCGUAUUAUAUCUACGCACAACUAUACUUUCACACCAAGGGGAGGGUGGAGAUUCGUAAGAAUAACAAAAAGGUCACUAUGCUUCAACCAGCUGAAGGCACAGGUUACUUACCCCUUUAAACAGGGGGAGUGUUUCUCUUAAGAAAAGGUGACGUCAUAUCGCUACAUUCGAAUGACAACGUCGUGAUUUAUAUGUCUUCUGCUCACACUUAUUUUGGGGCGUUUUUGAUUUGA